Mycena citricolor is the source of this 4574-nucleotide messenger RNA. The record is from the annotation of a GenBank genome assembly. Lineage: Eukaryota; Fungi; Basidiomycota; Agaricomycetes; Agaricales; Mycenaceae.
AGUGCGGAGCAGUUUCGAUUAUGCAGUGAACUGAAGUGCAAGUCGCGAACGGGCGCGUCUGUCACGACGUGACAGACCGUAACACAACUCAUUUUCCACACGCCAUGUCGCAGCGCAUAGGCAAUACCACUCUUGCGUAUGCCCGAGUCUGGCAUCAUGUCGACGCGAGUGACCGUGUGCUAGGAAAACUGGCUGAACGUAUUGCUCUGGUGUUGAUGGGCAAGCACAAACCAAUCUACGAUCCCGGAGGUAUUGUCUUCGCGUACUGUUUCAUUCGAGACUUUGACCCGAAACCAGUUGACUGCGGCGACUAUGUGCUUGUGACCAAUUCGAGGAAAGUAUUGGUUACUGGCCGGAAGAGUGAACAACUGCUGUACCGCAAGCACUCUAUGUAUCCGGGCGCGUUGAAGGAGACUCCUUACAAGGACAUGAUGGAAAAGAAUCCUGACGAGAUCAUUCGGCAUGCCGUUUCCGGCAUGUUACCCAAAAACAAGCUUCGGGAACGGAGGUUGGAAAGAUUGCGUAUAUUUCCGUCGUACCAUAUGGGCAAAAUGGGCGCCAAUGUGCUGCGGAGCUGGGACGACGGGACGUUGCCACCAGAUUGGGACCCCAGUGUCCCCACUACAACGAUGACAUUACAGCAGAGUCUGCUAACAAUCCCAACACAACCAAAUAACGCGUACUUGACUUCGAUCCAAACCCCGCUUCCAUUCGCGUUCUUCAUUAUGCCUCCCAAAGCCUCUGGCUCUAAGCCAGUCAACGGCAAAUCUGCUGAAGGACCUAAGCAAAAGAGUCUCAUGACAUGGUUUGCAAAACCACAACCCAAGAAGGAAUCAAACGCAUCCAAAAUGCCACUGCCUCCAAAGACGCCUCAGUCUAAAAGUCCCAGCCUUUCUAGGCUGAACUCCUCUGUUCCCGUGUCAGACUCUUCCCCAGGACUCGACAGCGCAAAGGAAACGCCUCCAACCAGCGACAUCAUUGACAUAGACAUGCUAUCCUCAGAGGACGAGCAACGCGUCCGAACGACGACCAGGAAACGAAAGAUCGUCUACGAGGAAUCGGACGAUGAACGUUCGUUGACAGAGCGUUCAGCUCCCGCGGGAUCUUCACCGACAAAUGCUAAGCAAUUGAACAAAAAACCUCGUCUUUCUGCCCUCUUGUCUGACGACGAGGACGACGAGGUUGCGCAGAGCGCGUCGAGCUCCUUCUCUAACCGCAUCAGUCGUUUCAAGAAAUCACCUGUCAAAAAGGGACGCAAAUCGCGUUCCGCUGCGUCUGAAGACGACGACGAUUUCGUUGUGUCCGACUCUGAUAUGGACGCGAGGUCAAUCAAGUCUUCCAAAUCGACGUCGUCUCUUUCCCGUCGUUCUGCGACCUCAGACGAUGAUGAAGAUGACGAUGCAUUUGACUCUGAGCCUGUGAAGAAGCCUGCAGCCAAGCCCAAAGGGCGUGCCAAAACAAUCACCAAAAACGUAACGGCUGGCGGCGGUUCCUUCUUGACGGCUGCUGAACGGCAGGAGCUCGAGAGAAAGAAUGAGAAGAAGGAAGCGGAGAGCCCGUAUUCAUUUUUGCAAGAUGUCAAAGACAAAGACGGCAAUCGACCGGACAGUCCCAACUAUGACCCUAGAACAUUGUAUGUUCCGCGCAAGGCCUGGGACGACUUUUCUCCGUUCGAAAAACAGUUUUGGGAAAUCAAGCAGAACCAUUACGAUACUGUGCGUUCGUCUUUACUGGCGCUGCUUUCAAUAACCGCUCACUGCAUACGAAGAUUCUGUUUUUCCAAAAAGGAAAAUUCCUCGAAGUAUGCUGGCCUCUUUCUGCGAUGGCCGGUUCUCACUCCAGAACAGCUGUAUGAAGAUGACGCUCGGAUCGGGCAUCAGCAGUUUGAUCUCAAGCUGACUUCGCGCGUCAAGAUGUCCAUGGUCGGGGUUCCAGAGUCCUCCUUUGACUUCUGGGCUGCGAAAUUCCUUGCGAAAGGAUUCAAAGUUGGCAGGGUGGACCAAGCCGAAACGGCACUCGGUGCUGAAAUGAGGGUGAAGGCAAACAAAGCCAAGAACGGCAAAGCAAAGGACAAGAUCGUGCAACGCGAACUCAAACAAGUCUAUACUAACGGCACUCUCAUUGAUCCAAGCAUGCUUACUGACGACCAAGCUGGGCACUUGAUCUCGAUCCGCGAGGUCUUCGAGGAGGGUGUCGACACAAGCAGCACAUUUGGCAUUUCGGUUCUUGACUGCUCUACUUCGCAGUUCAAUCUGAGCACGUUCGAAGACGACAUAUGUCGGACGAAGAUGGAGACACUGAUCAGGCAGCUGAAACCGAAGGAGCUGCUCUUUACCAAGGGGAAGUUAUCUGUGUCUACGACUCGACUGCUCAAAUCUAUCGUACCUUCGCUAUGCAUCUGGACUGGACUGCGAGAUGUCGAGGGCUUCGACUACGAGCAGACCAAAGUAGAGCUUGUGAAGCUUUAUCCUCAGGAAGAGGAUGAUGAUGGCAAUUCUGACGGUGAUGAGCUGCCUGCGAGUGUGCCCGAGCCCAUCCGGGCCAUGUCCGGAUCGCAGACUGCGAUUGAAUCGCUUGGAAUGAUGAUUUGGUACCUGCGCCAGCUGAACAUCGACAAGGACAUUCUCAGCAUGAAGAACUUCAACGUGUAUGACCCUUUGAAACGAGGGCAAGGGCUUGUCCUCGACGGACAGAGUCUCGCCCACAUCGAAGUUCUCCUGAACAACGAGGGCACUGAGGAAGGCACGCUGCUCAAGCUUUUGAACAGGGCGGUCACGCCCUUUGGGAAACGUCUGUUCCGGAUCUGGCUGUGUGUGCCGCUGAAAGAGAUUUCGGACAUCAACGCUCGGCUGGAUGCCGUGCAAGAUAUCAUGGACAAUACAACAGAUUUUGAAAAGGAUUUCAUGGACAUCGCCAAAGGUCUUCCCGAUCUGGAGCGGAUUGUCUCGCGCAUCCACGCCAAAAACUGCACAAUUCGCGACUUUCUCAAAGCCUUCAAGAAACUGAGUUAUGGAAUGGCACAUCUGGGAGACAUUGCAGAGAGCUUCAAGUCUAAAACGAUCUUUGGGCUCGCAAGUGGCCCGUUUUUGACGGAUCCCCACGUCGUGCUGACGCUGGGUGAAGAUGCGAGUGAACUAGUCCCUCAAGACGGGAAAGACGAAGUUUACGACGGAGUGAUGGCCGAAAUCAGGGAACUGGAGAACGAACUCGAUGAUGAGCUGAAGAACAUGCAGAAGAAGAUGAAAGGGAAACUGAGCUGGCACCACAGCUCGAUUGGGACCAAGGACAUCUACCUGGUUGAAACGGACGCGAAGCAGACGGGUGUGCCGAAGGAAUGGACGAAGACGCAGUCCCUGAAGAACAAGACGCGGUGGGUCGUGCCCAGCAUCCAGCCGACCGUGCGCAAGCUCAAAGAGGCCCGGGAAAACCGAAACACGGCCAUCAAGGCGUUCCGGAUGCGGUUGUUCGCCGAGUUUGACUCUGACCGGUCGCUGUGGUUGCGUGCGGUGCGGAUCAUGGCCGAGCUCGACUGCCUGUUCUCGCUCGCCAAGGCGUCGAGUGCGAUCGGGGAGCCGCGGUGCCGCCCGGAAUUCGUCGAGGGCGAAUCUGCCUGGGUCGAUUUCCGGCAGCUGAGGCAUCCGACGCUGUGUAUGAAUGCCAAAGUGGAGUCCUUCAUUCCGAACGACGUCAGACUGGGUGGCGAGAUGGGGAAUAUCGCGCUGUUGACUGGUGGGUGUUUGAAACCGCGCCUUCGCAUGUCAUGCAUGUGGCUCACUAGUACAUUCCAGGACCCAACAUGGCGUGAGCGAUGCGGUUAUGUGGGUGGUGUGACAUGGCUGACCGGUUUAUACAGCGGUAAAUCAACAGUCAUGAGGAUGACCGCCACCGGUGUCAUCAUGGCCCAACUGGGGAUGCUUGUGCCGGCGCAGAGUGCUCGACUGUCGCCUGUAGACGCGAUUCUGACUCGGAUGGGCGCGUACGACAACAUGUUUUCCAACGCCAGCACGUUCAAAGUCGAGCUCGACGAAUGCUGCAAGAUCCUGCGGGACGCUACGCCCAAGUCGCUCGUCAUUCUGGACGAGCUCGGACGAGGGACAUCGACCUUUGACGGGAUGGCCAUCGCAGGUGCGGUGCUUCACCAGCUGGCCACCCACACACUGCCGCUGUCGAUCUUCGCGACGCACUACAGCUCGCUGACAGACGACUUUACGUACCACCCGAACAUCCGGCCGGUGUUCAUGGAAACUGUCGUGGACGACGAGGAGAAGAAGAUUCUGUUCCUGUACAAGCUGGUCGAAGGCGUGGCGGUGUUGUCCUUUGGCACGCACGUCGCGAAUCUCGCGGGCGUGCCGAUGAAUGUCGUGCAGAGAGCGGACGCGGUGUCGUCCAAGUUCGCGGAGCAGUUCAAGGAAAAGAUGCUUUCGCGGCGCCAGCGGACAGGGCGUAUUCCGAUCACGGCCCAGGCCGACUUUGCCUAUCUGUUCGGCAUCGCGACCGGCAAAGUUGCAAUGCCGACGAACGGCAAAAUGGUUUUGGCCGGGCUGAGGAAGACGAUUCGGAGACUACAACAGUAG